Molecule: messenger RNA, 7571 nt
Organism: Nilaparvata lugens (brown planthopper)
Lineage: Eukaryota; Metazoa; Arthropoda; Insecta; Hemiptera; Delphacidae
Gene: kek2
Product: leucine-rich repeat-containing protein 24
Exons: 3
Coding region: 481-2799 (772 amino acids)
Molecular function (GO): protein binding
Source: RefSeq, a predicted model, not a curated record
AGGAUUCCUCCGUCAUCCAACUGAAUGAAUUUCAAGAAUCAAUUCAUGUAUCAGAUCUCACCGCUUAUUCAACGCUCAACAUCCUAUUUCCUCGUUUCACAUCCACGAAUCAUGACUUGUCGAAGCUGAAGAUAUUUGGAUAUUUCCACUGAUUUCUGAGAACUUUAACUGAAGCAUUCAUUGUAGCAAUGGCAUCUGUGAGGUUUAGAAAUGGAGUGAUUGAUUGAACUUUACGUAGGAUCUGGUGAAGGAACAAUAUAACGUCUUCAGAACUCGGUGUAGUUUCAACUACUUGAACUAAGAUGAGUGAAGAAGUGACUUCAAUGAGAUUUUAUAACAAUUUGACAUUUGGUUUUUGUAGGAUUAUCGAUGAAUAUGACUCACCAAGAGUACAGUGAAUAUGUACUCCAUGAUGGAGGACUUGAAAAUAGGAUGAUACAUGUUUGAAGUGUAGUUAGAAACGAAAAACACCUGAAAGCAAUGUUGUGGUGGCUGCUAGUCACUUUGAUUGGUGUUUUGGGGAGAUCAGCCGUUCAUGGUUGUCCCCUUUCCUGCAUCUGCAAGUGGAAAGGUGGGAAACAAUCCGUUGAAUGUGUCAACAAAGGCUUGAUAACCAUUCCUGAUGGCAUGGAUCAAGGAACACAGGUGUUGGACUUCUCGGGGAACAAUCUGCAACAUCUGCCCAGGGAGCGAUUCCAGCGUAUGGGUCUCAUCAACCUACAGAAAAUAUUUCUGCCGAAGUGUAAGAUAUCUCAGAUUGAUGACAGAUCUUUCAAAGGCCUCACGAAUUUGGUCGAACUGGAUCUUUCAGAGAAUUUAAUAGCGACUAUACCGACAGAAACGUUUUUCGACUACCCUUCAUUGAUGAGACUGAUGCUCAACGGUAACUCGAUCAAGGAGAUCAAAUCAGGCGCUUUCCAGCCGUUAUCGUUUCUCACAAAUCUUGAUUUGAAUAAUUGUCGAAUAGAGAAGAUAGAAGACGGGUCAUUUGUAGGACUUGAGAGUCUGGAAUGGCUGAAACUUGAUAACAAUAAUAUUGCCCGCAUUGAAGGUAAUCAGAUACUACCAGAGACACUUCACGGUAUUGACCUUCAUCAUAAUCCAUGGUUGUGUGACUGUAAGCUCCUAGAUCUCAGAGCCUGGCUUCUGAAUUUCAAUACUCCUCAAACUAUUGAGCCAAAAUGUGUGGGACCGAACAGGUUGAAGGGUUAUCCUGUGAGAACUGUGGAGAUAGAUGACUUGGCUUGUCUCCCUGAUGUUACACCGACAACUCUCUAUCUAGAGAUUGCGGAAGGAAAGAAUAUUUCGUUGCUGUGUCGUGUCUCAGCGACUCCUGAAGCGAAAGUAUCGUGGUGGUUCCAGGGCAAUAUUUUGCAAAACGAUUCGGUAGUAGCACCGGGUCUACAUCUUUAUUAUUUCAUUGAGGAAGGGACUACUGAGAAGAGGAGUGAGCUUUUUAUAUUUAACACGAAUAUUGAAGAUAAUGGAACGUUUGUUUGUGUGGCUGAGAAUCCUGCUGGAAGAGCACAGUCGAAUUACACUAUAAGAAUUGUUUUGAAAGAGGAGCCAGUAGUUGGACUGGCAGUGUUCCCUUACGAGUAUGUGAUAAUAAUUUCAGCAGCAGUUUCGGUUUUAGCGUUGCUUAUGGCUGUUACCAUUGCGCUCUGUUUGAUAAGGUGUAGAAGGAGACGGAGAAGGCGACGAAAAAAGGAGAGGAGCAAGCAAGUAGCACUUGACACUCCCCAGCAAUACUCGAAGGCUCCUAGUUGUAGGGAGGGUGGCGAGCACAUAACAAGGCUGGGACCGAGCACAGUGAAUGCGAUCCCAGCCAAAGUGAACGGGUCAGUGGUGAUGGCCGAGAGGCAACCGCAUGAGAUGCUGUUGUACGCGACAGGGGGAGGUGGGAUGGUAGUGGUACCCAAUAAUACAUGCACCGCGUACGGGAGUCCCACGUCUUCCCUGAGGAGCUACCCUCUGGAACAGAAUCCCGACCUGCUCAACGACAUGGAGGCAGUGAACAAGGAGAGGAGGUUGAAAAGCAAGGAAGGUGACGCGAGUGAGCCUAAGGAACAGCAGCAGCUAGAGACUGUCAUCGAGGAGACGCAGCAGCAGACGGCCCAACCCCAGCAGCCUCCGUUGCCCAGCUGGCCCACUGACCGCUACAAGCCCUCGAUGGGCACACUGCCCCGUGGCAUAUCAGGGAGCCGCGAGCUCUACCAGCAGCAGCACCUCACAGCUGACGUCCACCUCUCGCCGGGGAAGUUCAUUGGCAACGACGGCUUCCCCAUGGACUAUGGACUGCCCAAGGUCAGCGGUCAUUUCCCUGUGCUGGUGUCUGCCAACACGUUCUACAGAACGCUGCCGCACAAGUCGACACGCCACACUGCUGCCAACCCAACUGCUAGGUACUCUCGAGAGGCCGAGUUCCUGUCGACGUCGUCGCAACGGCAGGCGUCCUACGAGCACUUCGGCGCACCAGCCGAUGUCCGUUACACGGCAGAGGGCUACCCAUGCGCCACGCAGCCACCCUUCAUAGAACCACCCUGUCACCCGGCGUACACGCUGCCUUCUCCCCCGGCGCAGUACAAGGGGAGUCAAACGGCGGCGGCGGAGCCCCAAGAUAAGGCGGCCCAGUGGCCUGAGACAUCACCGGACGCGAUGCUUCCGGACCACCGGACGCAACCGGACCGCGAGCCGGCACACGUCUCGGCACACAACUCGCUGCGUCUGCAGCCGGUGCUCACCGAGAGUCCAGACGAGGGCUUCGAGGGUGACUCCGUCGAAACGGCGGAAAUUUGACGAACCCAGAAGUAGACCCUGGUGGACACCAAGCUGUAGAAAGCUUUCAAAAGAUCUAUCAAGACGUUAUAAAGUAUUACACUAAGGACAUGUAGAAAUUGUUGUGUUGACUCUCGUGAAUAAUGACUCAAGGACAGCAUUGUCUCAAGUACCAAAACUCGAACAAUCAAUGAGUUGUAGAAAGCUUUCAUGUAAUCGAUGAAAAUUUCCUACUAAUGAAAAGAUAGUAUUUCUUGUAUUGACGCUCGUGGAUGUUAUAAAGAUGUUGACUGUAUUAUAAUGAUGUUGAUUGUAUUAUAAUGAUGUGAAGAUAUUCCAUGAUGGAUCAAACUCUGCCAUAAUAGAGGCCAGGAGUAGGACCUGAUGCACACCAAACUAUGGAAAGCUAUUGUGAGAUCUAUGACUAUUUUCCACUAAUAUCACGUAUUGAUUUGUUGUAUUGACGCUAAUGAAUUUCCAAGAGAAUGAAUUCUCUCCCAUUAACAGUACAGUAAACAACAUUCAUCAUAAUCCAUUUUAUUUAUAAAAUCGGUGAUUGAUUUAUUAUUCUAUUAAUUCUGUUAGGUUCAUGAACGUGAGCUGUCGUGAAGAGAAUAUCGUUCGACUAAGUAAUAAAAUUCCAAUAUUUUUUCAAUUUAUCAGUGCUGUGAUGUCAUACAAUAGUGUGAAAAGUUUUCUCUCAUACUCGUGAAGACGCGACAAAAGUCACUUUUAUGUCGUGAAUGGAAUUUUGUCAAUAUUGGUAAUUAAAUCUCCAAUUUCCAUAGAGGGUGUUAUUAUCAUGUCAAAAUAAUAUUGGAUUGUUUUGUGGAUCUAUUUUAUUCUCUUACAAACUCUUGUUUCGAGAAAUAAAUUAUGUUCUAAGUCUCCAAAUAAGUUACCAUAAAUUAUUGAUUUUUAUUCUUACACUUUUUAGUAAAAUGAUUAAUUAAGGAUGAUUUUAGAUUAUAUGAGAAGAAGAUUACAUGACAUGGAAUGUUUUGAAUGUCGAAGAUGAAGAGAUGAGAUAAUAACUGCUCGCAAAAAUUUGCUGUAUUUUCUUGUGGUGUACCUGUAUUUUAUAACACGUUAACUGUUGGGAAUCCUGUGGAUAUGAUUAAUAUCAACACUGUAUCUCAUACAAAUGAUGUGAUUAAGUUCUAAAUUGGAUUAAAAAGUGAGAAUGAAAACUAUCAGUUUCAUCUCAAGUAUAUCCACUGAAGAAUGAAGAAUAUAUCACAAUUUCUGAGUUCCCAAAACAUCAUUAUAAAUAAAUCUUAAGUUAUUCACAGGAUUUUCACGAAUUCCAUGGAAACCUUGCCAAUAAUACGGCCUAUUAUUUUUUGGAUAUAAUAUAAUGAAAGUGAAAUAUAGAAAAUGUGAACUCGGUUUGUAACAGACGAUUGGAUAAGUCCAAAGUUACUUACGAACUCAUCUAGACUAUUCGACAAAUGCAUUUCGAAUUUUACUUCGAUGUUGAUGACUAGAUUCGGAAAAGGAACUAACAUUCUUGUACUUACCUAGAACCAUUUGUUGAGCUGGUGUUUCCAGUUUUAUCUGUUAAUUUCUAUCUACAGUUGAUGGAAUGAAUCAUUGUUGAAGUGCUCAAAGUUUUAAAUAAGUGAUUUCUCAUCUGGAAAUGGGUUUUCUAGAGGAAAAAUAUGCAAUAUUGUAUUUAGUAAUGUAAAUAAUAUUAAGCGUUUUAUCAUCAAUGAUCAUUGAGGAGAACCAUUAUUAUUUAGUACGAGAUGACACAUAUGGAAUUAUUGUAUUGUUGUUGAGAAAAUUGUUAUUGAAUAGUAGCUCUUGUAAUCAUAAUUAUCGAUUUAGUCAUAAGAUUUUCAUACGAAUGAUGUAAAUAGUUUUGAAUGAUUUAUUGAACUAUUAAAAUGUGUUUUUUUACAGACUCGAAACUCAAUAGUAAAUACACGUUAAGAAUAAAUAGCAUGAUACAGCAUCCACUCCAAUGCAGGGAAAUUAUUCAAGUCAGACAGGAAAAUCAGUUUGAGUGUGAGAAGGAUCCCAUCGAAUAUUCUCAACAAUCGAAAUUUCAUGAGAUUAUGAUAGCAAUAUUAUCGUAAGAUGGAAAAAUUCGUGUUCCAUUGGAUGGAGCAAGCCACUAAUGAGUAUCAGGACUGAAUCUAUUCAAAUUACUUCUCGUAUUGCAUUUCCAUUCUUAUACACAAUCAAUUUAAACACCUAUGAAGUGAAAAAUGCACUUACUAGCAGUGACGAUCAAUCUGACCUGGUGUGGUUCAUCAGUUUCUUGUAGGUCUGAUAAUGAAGUGCAUUUUUUACUACUUUAUAAGUGUUUCAAAAUUUUAGUUCAAAAUAAUUUCUUGUUAAAUUGAUUCAAAUCCUUGAUGAUAUUUUCAAAGAAGCUAUGGCGUAAAGUCACGAAACUAAAGUAGAUACUUUCCAGCCAAUUGAAUUCAGGGUCUAUUACACUUCUGCUCUUAAUACAGUGUUCAUCUUGAUACUCUUGGCUAGCACCAAAUCUAUUCUAAUUUAGAUCAUAUUGUAUUAAUGCAGACAUAUUCCAGAUCAAAUCUUCAGUGAUAUAUAAAAUGGAAUGGGAUGAAUGAAAAGCAUUAAAUUGAAUGAAAUUUGUGGUCAUUCUAGAAGGUUACGAGGUUGUACCGGUAAUGGGUUUUCUUUAAGAGCGUGAUGAAUGAAACUUUUCAAUUGAAUUGAAGAAUAUUCGAACUGGCUCACUCUCAAAACAAAGUCAUAAUGAUUUUCUUGUCAUACACUGCUUCUUCUCGUUAGUCAUUGUGGAACACAAAAAUCAAUAUCAAUCUCUAAAAUUCGAUAUUCUACUCUAUUCUUUAAUAAAGUCUCCCACUAAAACUUUUUGUGGUUCAAUUAUAUUGAUAUCAUACAGAGAAAAUAAUUAUGCUAUAUUUUCUCUAUGUUGAUACUUGAAUAUGGAAGUGGGAAUGAUGAUUGUGUGUUUGGAGUCUGACACUAGAGAUAUUACCAAUAUUUGAUUAUGAAAUAAAUAAUCAAGAUUAAUGAGAGUUGAAAUGAUAAUUGAGUUAAAUUUCAAAAGAUGAAGAUAUUCACGUUUUGAAAGUAUGAAUAAUAUUCUCAUAUGAUUGAAAUAUUAUUUCUAUUGAGGGAGUUAACUCUUGGAUUUGACCUGAAAGAGUUGAGCACAAUCUUUACACGACGCAUUUCACCUGUAGCAAGGUUAGGUUAAAAAACUUCUUUUAAGUCAAUGUAAAUCCACAUAGAAUAAAAAAUUCUAGGUGAAGAUAUUCGACUUUCAAAACCUAUAUAUCAAUGUAUAGUUUUCUCUGUCCACAUACAAGGUUCUGUAGAGAUCUGUUUCAAUUGGUACAUCAAUAAUAUACCUCGUAUAUUAUAUAAUACUCGAACUUGGAGUUUUUCAUGGCCAUGAAAUAUCGCCAACUGGAUCCCAAGCUCCCAUCAAUAUUAAUUUCUUCUCAACUUUCUCCGAACCGAAUUUCCUCCAUGAUUGAUCACGUGACGUCGAAUAAUGUAACAAACCGCACCAAUUUCAUGCGCGUACAAUAAAUAACGCUCCGCCAUCCGUUCGGAAUUGAGAACCCGCCGUCGAGUCGCUCAAAAUUAAAUUAGACCGUCGGGACAAUUUGACGUCGUAGCCGAAAACAGAAUCGCCCAUCUUGUUGUUGUUCUCGUGCACUUUUAUGUGCUGGAAAGCGCAUAAAAUAGCGCGUACCCUCCUUCUUCUUCCGUGAUCCUACAUCCAAUUUCCUAUUACAAAUGUCUAACAGUAAAACGACACAUUUUAUCGCUGGCGCUCUCCUUGAGCUCCAGAGCUUUGCUAAAGGUCGUGUGUGUGAGUGCGCGUUCAGAAAUUCAGCGGCAGAACAACCUGACAUCCGAAUGAUGGUGCAUAAAGAGAGAUACUGCUGCUGUUUAAUUCACACACAUCAAUAUUGAUGGCCCAACAAAUAUUGCCAACCCAAUGCGUGUCCCAUGUGACCUUUGACGUUCGAGUGACAUAGAUUAUCCUGCUGUAGUUACAGUUCAAAGAUAGAUGCAAAUAAAAACCAAGAUAUUACCAUUUCAAUUCCCUGCAUUUAUGAGUAUGAUAUUUCCACUUUGUUAGACUCACAGAACCCGUGAAGACUCCAAUUUCAAUCAAAUCAAAUAGCUUAUUCACUCAAAAUAUACAAAAUAUAGGAGGACAAGUUCAAUAAAUAUACAAAUGAACAUUUUCCAGCGGAAUUCAAUGAUUAUCUAAUAAUAGUACGGUAAAUGAAGUCGAAUGUCAUGUGACGCACAAUUUAUUCUAAUAUUUUUGUGAAAAUCUCCAAGUAAUCAAGAAGCAUUUGAACUAUUAUGUUACUAAACUCUAUCAAGAAUCUUUGACAAAUUGUUUUUUUAGGUUUCCAUAUUCGCUUCAUACCUCUCACAUCUUUCAAAUACGGAGUUUUUCGAAUGAAAAUGAGCAAUAAUAACACUAUUUAGGCUCAAUCUGGAUCUGUUAGGCUCUGUUAUGAAUAUACUAUGAUUAUUGUUUCAUUCUAAUAAUUAUUAUAAAUACACUAUUUAUACUAUUAUUUGAUUUUUGAGUUCCACAUACGACAUCUAACGUGAAGAGUGUGAGUCUGACUCUGUUACCAAUGUAAAUAUACUCGUACAUUAUAUUUUAAAUACAUUGAACCUCUAGAUAUUAGUUGUAUUGUGAUUUACUAACGAAAAAGAGCAAAGCUACGUUCUGUAAAUAAUAUAGAUCAGUUGAAAUGUUAUGUAUAUUUGGUAAAUAAAAAUGAGAUGAGAAAUCAUUGACCCCCUUUAAU